CUGCUCAGGUCGGUGCUUUCCUGAACCAUGUUUCCUUGGGAAUUUACAUUUGCUGAAAUUACAAACUUCGUCCAUGGUUCGAUUCAAGAGGGAAUUGGAUUUGAGGGUGUCCCUCCUCAACAAUGACAGCUACUUUAGUUGAAUUUCCUACAAGUUUCCACAAACGAGAGUGUUUUAGAAGCGUUAUUUCCACCAACAUGGAGGUUGACAUCGAUGCGAAGGAGUUAGCGGACAGAAUGGCGGCCGCUGAGGCAAUGUCUACCCUGUCGUCUGUUGCGCGCGUGAACCCUGGGGAUUCCCCCGCCUCUCCUCGGACUUCAAAAAGGAUUGCUAGCAGAGGGACGCGAGGUGGAGGUAAAGGUAGGGGCAGAAAAACAAACCAAGGGGACAAAAUCCCGAAUUCAGAAGCGAAAAAAUCUAGGUCACGUGUCAGGACAAAUCAUGACACGACAAAAAGCAACGUGACUGACUCCGCCCGAAAUAAACCAACACGAGCGGCGUCGAAAUCGAAAGGUGGUGCACAGGAGCAAGCACCUAAGCGGUCACCGAGGAGAAAAUCUAAAUCAGGUCAGUCUGAACCAGAAACGCCCACGAAGACCAGAACGAAACAGAAAAAUUCAAGUUCAGAAUAUGGUGAAAUGCCAGUGCUAGAACCUCAGGUCACAAAUGCAAGUAGCACUGUGUCAAAUUUUCCAAGUUUACCAAGUACUUUGUCUUUGACUCUACCCAGUUUGAACAUUCCAUCACUGGGCACACUGCCAACACUAGGGAGCAUACCGAUAUUUCACCCCGAUACUAACAGUGGGGGGGACAAGACAAAACACGACAACAAGUCAUUGCCUUUCAAGAAGAGGAGGCUGAUUAACAAUGACCACAGUGAAGAUAGCGAAGACCAAGAGAGUAAAACGGAGGUUGCUCCAACUCAAGAGCAAGGUCCAAGCACACCCUCACAGACCCCCAGUGUCCAGAUUGACCCAAGUCAGCACUUCCGGCUGUUCCAGGAGAUUCAGGCGGCAUUGACGGCUGACGAGGAUGGGGAUGUUCCGCUGCAUCUGGCUGUGGUGCAUGAGCACAUCCCUCUGGUGCAGAAGUUUAUCCAGCUCAUGAAGAUCGCCAGGAAGAGUGUGGACCGCUUCAAUAAAGACAAACAGACCCCUCUCCAUCUGGCAGUUAAGCUGAACUUUCUGGGGGGAGUCAGAGCUCUGCUGGAAGCAGGAGCAGACGUCAACUUUGUAGACAAGACCGGCUGCACAUCCUUACACCUGGCGGUCAAACACCAGCUGCCCGAGUGUCUGCAACUGCUGGUCAGUGGUACCAAGGAGAAGGCGGACUUCAAUACCAGGAACUUUGAAGGGUUAACUCCCCUGCACACUGCAGUGGAGCUUAAAAACAAGAACCUGUUGACAUUUAUCCUGGACCACGGCGCUGACAUCAAUAUGAUGGAUGGCAAAAGUGGACGUACACCCAUGUUCCACGCGGCAGAGAAUAAUGAAAUAGACAUGGUGGAGUUGCUCCUAAAGAGGGGAGGUAACCCUGAUGUGUUGAACUACGCCGGCAGCACGGCCAUCAUGGCAGCUCAAGCCCGCAACUUCAAUCAGAUCACGAAGAUGUUGAGUCGGGCGUCAGAGUGGAAUGAUGAAGAAGGAAGUGGAACGUCAUCUCCAGCGUCGGAGGUAUGUCAGGUCAGCGUGUACGUCCCAGACCCAGGUGUAGGGGUAUGGAAACACUCAGUUCCACUUCGUAAUCCUGCAACAACACAGAAGGGCACCACACAAACUGCCCAAACAUUUCCCCGAUCUUCGUCAUCCGUAGCUGACAACGAGGUGAGCCUUACACAGACGAGUGCUGGGAAGUCUUCGGAAACUGUGCCUCCCGUAACCGUUAGCAACAGCAUCAUGGACAAGUCAGUGGUGAUGGAAAAGAGGUCAUCAGAAAUGUCAAGGACAGUGUCAAGGUCACCCAAGGUUAAUUCUGUGACUGCUGAUGAUGUGAAGAGGAAAGAACAGGAGAAAGGGAACAGCAAUAAUUCUGCUCAGCCUGUUGAGAGAACACCCAGUUUGAGAUCCAGUGAGUUAAAUAUGGUAGAUAUUUCCAAAUUUCCUCCACAACUUGUACAAAAUAUGAUGCAGAGAAUAAUAGCUGCAAAGCAGCAGAUGAUAUCCUCAUCAGGACCGGAGAAAAGAGGAAGUGGUUCUGUUUCAAAAGCUGGUUCUGAUGUGAUUGUGUCGCGCUCCAAUUCAACAGUGUCCUUGACAAAAGUUUCGUCAGUGGAUCAGACUGUGACAUCAAGCCCAGGAAGUUUGUUUUGUCAAUCGCCUGCAUCUUCUCACCAGACUGUGACGUCUCAUCCAUCUGUGACGUCUCAUCCAUCUGUGACGUCUCAUCCAUCUGUGACGUCUCAUCCAUCCGUGACGUCCCAUCCAUCAGUUGUAUCUCAUCCAGCUGUGGCUUCUCGUUUGUCGGUCACUUCUCCGUUGCCUGUAGUGUGUCACCCAUCAGCAACGUCUCACACAACGGUGACUUCUCACCUUCCUGUUUUUUCUCAUGCAGUUGGCAUUGUGACAUCUCACUCAAAUGUGACAUCUCAUUCAGCCAGAAUAGCACAGCCAGCUGUGACCUCACAUCAGAUAUCUCGUCAGAAUGUCACGCCAUCCCCACCAUCGACAACAUCAGAUCACGUGGCGCCAUCAACACAGAUUGUGGGAAAAGUGUCCCAAGUUAUUGAAAAGCUACCACAGCAACCCGAACGGAUCAUCAGCACUGGGAUGGUCGUGGAGCACCCCGAGUUCGGGCUUGUGUUUCGGCCAUUUAGUGCUGGACCUGUUCAUAAACUUAACCAGCCAGAGUCAGUUCUGAAGACACUUCCGCCUUCCCCAGCGAUGAGACUUGCUGAACUGCCCAUGCCGGACUCACAGACUGUGUCUGAAAAAAAUACAUCUGAAAAAAUAGUUAAGAAAACUAAAAGUCAGACCGAUGGAAGUGCAACGACCUCUACAACCAAGAAGUCGGGCAACGGAGACACAAAAGUUACCUCCUCUAUAUCUGAUGCCAUUUCUUCAACUAAGGAACAACCUUAUCAUCCUGUGACGGAAAAACUUCUCAAUUCAAAGCCAAAGUCAACAUCCAUUCCAAAAUCCAGACCAGAAAGUCAUCCUAAAUCACAGCCUGGAGCUCCUGCUGCAGACACAAAUCAAGUGAAAUCAAUAGCUAAUUCAGCCAUAGCUGCAAAGUUGCGUCAACGAGUUCUCAAUUCACCGCAUGUAGAUUCAGCAACAAAGGCAUUGGCUCACGCUACAGUGACCGUCACCCCGACGACACACUCCAGUGAGACUGUAACGACUGCUCCAGAGCGGGUCCCGAAAUUGCCGCAGUUUAGUUCCCGUCCUCUUAGCAUCGCGCCCAAUUCCACAGGUUCCUCUACAGAACCACGCAAAUCAUCGGUUUCCAAAAUACUUGAGCACCUUUCCAAGCCAAUUGAUAGUUACCCACCUGAGCGGCCAAGGUUAAACGUGGAUGCCAGUAAGCUAAACUUUGAUGGAAGCGAACAAAACGCUGAUGGGGAAGAAGACUGAGAAAAGAAAGAAAACAUCCUGGUUCGAAAU
Molecule: messenger RNA, 3602 nt
Organism: Haliotis rubra (blacklip abalone)
Lineage: Eukaryota; Metazoa; Mollusca; Gastropoda; Lepetellida; Haliotidae
Exons: 7
Coding region: 123-3572 (1149 amino acids)
Molecular function (GO): protein binding
Source: RefSeq, a predicted model, not a curated record